UGUUGCUGCCAGUCUGGAAUUCAGGGAACGGUGAGGUUGUUAGGGUAGCACAAGAAAUCAUGCUUGCCAGAAGGAUACCCUCUGUCACGCUGCGCCCAGCGUGGUGCUCGCGGGCAGAAUGGGUGUAUGCCGCAUAUCGAUCCGUGUCGAAAAGGGUUGGCUUGACUAACCAUCUCGGUAGACGAGCUUUCUCGCAUACGACCACUCGUUGCCGCGCGACCCCCGUGGACGACGAUCUCAAAGGCCUCAAUGCGGUCUCGAAACACAUCACCCAGCCGAUCGCGCAAGGCGCCUCUCAAGCCAUGCUAUACGCCACCGGUCUCACGGAAACAGACCUACAGAAGCCGCAGGUCGGCAUCUCGUCAGUAUGGUACUCUGGAAAUCCCUGCAAUAUGCACCUACUGCAGCUCAACCACAAAGUCAAGGAAGGCGUGCAGAAGGCUGGCCUGGUAGGCAUGCAGUUCAACACCAUCGGCGUGAGCGACGGCAUCAGUAUGGGCACGAAAGGCAUGAGGUACAGUCUGCAGUCACGAGAUAUCAUUGCAGACAGCAUAGAAACUGUAAUGGGUGGACAGUGGUACGAUGCGAACAUCAGUAUUCCAGGCUGCGACAAGAACAUGCCCGGAGUUGUGAUGGCAAUGGGACGAGUGAACCGUCCCUCCAUCAUGGUGUAUGGUGGUACAGUAUCAGCAGGAUGCGGUGUGCAACCACGCAACAACAAGCUUGAUAUUGUCUCGGCCUUCCAGGCAUACGGGCAGUUCCUCUCGAAGGAAAUAACGGAGGAAGAACGAUCGGACGUGAUUCGCAACGCCAUCCCAGGCUGUGGUGCCUGCGGCGGCAUGUAUACAGCCAACACUAUGGCGUCUGUGAUAGAGGUCAUGGGUCUGAGCUUGCCUGGCUCCUCUUCUAAUCCAGCUAACAGCAAGGCCAAGCAACUGGAGUGCUUAGCCGCAGGCGCAGCCAUUCGGAACUUGCUGAAGGAAGACAUCAGGCCGUCCGACAUCCUUACCCGAAGAGCCUUCGAGAAUGCCAUGAUCCUCGUGAACAUUACUGGUGGCAGUACCAACGCCGUCCUACAUCUGCUCGCCAUUGCUCACAGUGUCGGUGUCACCUUGACUAUCGAUGACUUCCAAGCUGUCUCUGAUCGGACACCCUUCCUUGCCGACCUCAAGCCAUCCGGAAAGUACGUCUUCGAAGACCUGUACAAUAUCGGCGGUACACCCUCACUCAUCAAGUACCUCCUGAAGGAAGGCGUGUUGGACGGGUCAGGCAUGACGGUCACCGGCAAGACGCUCGCGCAGAACGUGGAGAAUGCACCAGACUUCCCUUCUGACCAGGACAUCAUUCGACCAAUUUCAAACCCAAUCAAACAGACCGGCCAUAUUCAGAUCCUGCGCGGCUCGCUGGCUCCUGAAGGCUCUGUUGGAAAGAUCACUGGCAAAGAAGGCACCGUCUUUACCGGCAAAGCGCGCUGCUUCGACGCGGAAGAUGACUUCAUUACCGCUCUUGAAGCGAACACUUUCCAGAAGGGUGAGAAAACGGUCGUCAUUAUCCGCUAUGAAGGUCCACGAGGCGGUCCCGGUAUGCCGGAGAUGCUCAAACCCUCCUCCGCCAUUAUGGGCGCUGGUCUCGGUAAUGACAUUGCGCUCAUCACGGAUGGUCGAUUCAGUGGCGGGUCGCACGGCUUCUUGAUCGGUCACGUCACUCCGGAAGCGCAGGCGGGUGGGCCGAUUGGUUUGGUGCGUGACGGCGACACGAUCUGCAUAGACGCUGAUAAGCGUGUCAUCGACAUCGUUGAUCAAAGCGACGAGGAGUUGCAAAGACGCAAGCUAGAGUUCAAGGCGCCGCCGCUGAAGUACCAGAGAGGUACCCUGUACAAGUACGCGAAGAAUGUGAUGGACGCCAGCCAUGGGUGCAUUACCGAUGCGUAA
Molecule: messenger RNA, 1931 nt
Organism: Baudoinia panamericana UAMH 10762
Lineage: Eukaryota; Fungi; Ascomycota; Dothideomycetes; Mycosphaerellales; Teratosphaeriaceae
Exons: 1
Coding region: 60-1931 (623 amino acids)
Biological process (GO): branched-chain amino acid biosynthetic process
Cellular component (GO): mitochondrion
Molecular function (GO): dihydroxy-acid dehydratase activity
Source: RefSeq, a predicted model, not a curated record